UCAGGGUGGAUGGGAGGGAUGUAGCUGUCGAGUUGCUGCGUGUAGCCGAGUGUUUGUGUGAGCGAGAGUACGACUCAGACGGCAGCCUAGCCUCCGGUCCAGGUCCAGGUCCAGGUCCAAGUCCUUCAGCUCGCCGCCCGUCUACAGCUCCAGCUCAGCGACACAGGGAUGUUAGAGGGACUGUUAGUGGCAACAGCCAGCAGCAGAGGUCAGAAGGUGUUUUUAGUUGCAGACCUGCUGAGAAACUUCGAGUCAUGAGGACUGGUUCAUCACUGUGACAGACAUUCGCCAUUCGUCCUUUUUCUUAUUUUAUUUUGGAAUUAUAAGUUUGGAGCAGCAGGACGUGACAGCAGCAAUAGCAUUAUCUGUUCCUCGUGGUUGUAAAGAGGCAGAGAUGACGUCCCAGACCCUCUUCACCUCACUGUUUUUACACAACUUGACCCGAGGAUAACCAUCACCCCGCCCCACCCAUCUCCCCGCUGAAGCGCCACUUGUGGACCGACAAACCCUCCCGGACGCAGAGCCCCGCCCCCCGGGCCUCAGGCAGUAUGGGAGACGGGAGCUGGGUGUGUCUGAGCCCAGCCGAGUUCAGCCAGCUGCAAAAAUACAGCGAGUACUCCACUAAGAAGCUGAAGGAUGUGCUUGAGGAGUUUCACGGCGAAGGAGUUCUCUCCAAAUACAACCCGGAGCAGAAGCAAGACGUUCUGAACCAACCCAUUGACUACGAGGGCUUCACGCUCUUCAUGACCACGUACCUGGAGAACGACAUCCCGGAGGAGCUGUGUCAGCACCUCUUCACCUCCUUCAAGAGCAAGACGGGCGGCUGCUCCCCCGACCCGGCCCGGGCAGGAGCCAGCUUACUGGCCCGCUCCAUUGACGCAGGCAUCUCUAUUCAGACUGAAGUGGCCUGUGCCCCCAUCACAGGGAUGAACGGUAAGAGCAUCCUGUCGGCGAUGGGCCGCCACACGCCGGAGCACACGGCCGGCUCCGGGGCCACCACCUCCCCGUGCUCCUCACGCUCCUCCUCGCAGCGUUCGGGGACGGGGGCCCACACGCCCGGGGGGCCCCACAGAUCGCCCUGCGCCCAGGUCAGAGCCUCCGAGGCCAGCAGCAACGCCCUGACCCCCAAUGCCGGGCCGGCCCGGUUGCCGGUGUCACCCAAACUUUCUCCAGAGAGGAGCCGCUCCCGGAGGAGUCCGUCCCCGCAGAAGGUCUGCACGCUGCCCUCGCCACAGGUGGUCUUCCUCAAGGACAUCGUCUGCUACCUGUCCCUGCUGGAGAGGGGGACGCCCGAGGACAAGCUGGAGUUCAUGUUCCGGCUGUACGACACAGACGGUAACGGGGUCCUGGACAGCUCGGAGCUGGAUCGCAUCAUUAAUCAGAUGGUACAUGUGGCGGAGUAUCUGGAGUGGGACUCAACAGAGCUGCGACCGAUCCUGAAGGAGAUGAUGGAGGAGAUCGAUUACGACAGAGACGGGACCGUGACGCUGGAGGAGUGGAUCCGAGGAGGCCUCACCACCAUCCCUCUACUGGUCCUGCUGGGCAUGGAGACGAAUGUCCAGGAGGACGGGCAGCACGUUUGGCGUCUGAAGCACUUCAACAAACCAGCGUACUGUAACUACUGCCACACCAUGCUGCUGGGAGUCCGCAAGCAGGGACUCUGCUGCUCCUUAUGCAAGUACACGGUGCACGAACGCUGCGUGUCCAAAGACAUCGCCGCCUGCAUCAGCACCUACGCCAAGUCCCGCAGACACACCAACGCCAUGCAGCAUGUGUGGAUGGAAGGAAACUCUCCAACAAAGUGCGACCGCUGCCACAGGAGCAUCAAGUGUUACCAGGGCCUGACGGGGCUGCACUGUGUCUGGUGUCAGAUCACUCUCCAUAACAAGUGUGCUUCUAACGUGAAGCCUGAGUGUGAUGGAGGAGCGUUGAGGGACCACACGCUGCUGCCCUCGUACAUCUGCCCUGUUGUCCUGGAGCGCCACUCUGUGGUGAAGCGUGGCGAAGGCGAAUCUCCGCCCGGCAACAGCCCCGACGACAUCAACCAGACGUUCAAGUUCUCCCCCGGAGACGGACAGGCCCUGCAGAUCAGCCCGCUACCAGGGACCCACCCGCUCCUGGUCCUGGUCAACCCCAAGAGUGGAGGGAGGCAGGGGGAGCGAGUUCUGAGGAAGUUCAGGUACCUGCUGAACCCCAGACAGGUCUACAUCCUGGACCAGGGAGGCCCCAUGGUCGGGCUCAACUUUUUCCACGACGUUCCUGAUUUCCGGGUUCUUGCUUGUGGCGGUGACGGCACUGUGGGCUGGAUCCUGGACUGCAUAGAUAAGUUGAAUUUCACCCGGCACCCUCCGGUGGCCAUCCUCCCUCUGGGCACAGGGAACGACCUGGCACGCUGCUUACGCUGGGGAGGAGGUUAUGAGGGCGGCAGCCUGCUGAAGUUCCUCCGGGACAUUGAACACAGCACGGAGGUGGUGCUGGACCGCUGGAACAUCGACAUCGUCCCCGACGACAAGGAGGAGAAAGGAGACCCCGUUCCCUACAGCAUCGUCAACAACUACUUCUCUAUCGGAGUGGACGCCUCCAUCGCACACCGCUUCCACCUGAUGCGGGAAAAACACCCGGAGAAGUUCAACAGCAGGAUGAAGAACAAACUCUGGUACUUUGAGUUCGGCACCACUGAGACCAUUUCUGCUACCUGCAAGAAGCUCAACGAGUGCAUAGAGGUGGAGUGUGACGGGAUCAUCCUGGACCUCAGCAACACGUCCUUAGAGGGCAUCGCCGUGCUCAACAUCCCCAGCAUGCACGGCGGCUCCAACCUGUGGGGCGAGACGAAAAAGAGGAGGAACUACAACCGCAUGAGCAAGAAGGUUCCCGACAGGAUGCCGGCCAGCACCGUCACGGACGCCAAAGAACUCAAAUUCUGCAUGCAAGACUUCAGUGACCAGCUGCUGGAGGUGGUCGGCCUGGAGGGGGCCAUCGAGAUGGGACAGAUCUACACGGGACUGAAGAGCGCCGGACGCAGACUGGCUCAGUGCGCCAACGUCACCAUCAGGACGUCUCGGCGGCUGCCGAUGCAGAUUGAUGGCGAGCCGUGGAUGCAGCCUCCCUGCACGAUCAGGGUCACUCACAUGAAGCAGGUCCCCAUGCUGCUGGGCCCGCCGCAGAAGACGCCCUUCUUCUUCUUCAAGAAACGCAACCGGAGCCGUGACUAGGACACACAAGCACACACAUACAGUACACUCACACACACACAUAUAUACAGUACACACUCACACACACAUGCCCACACACCCCUCUGUACAGGCAGCUGAAGACUUUUCGCUCCCGGAGGAACCUGCAGCGACGAAACGUAAAGACUCGAGAUGAAGUAGCGACCUGCUCCUGCAGCCCGCCACCCUCUAGUCCCCAGACCUCCGCCCUGCUCAUGGAUACAGUUUCUCAGCCAUAAGCCCGUACUUCACUGCCUGCUAACACGCCUCAGCUGCAGGAUGUGGAGGUGGACGGGACGGAGAACACACUACAGACAGACAGAAGGAGAAGGGGUGAGAGUUAUCGUGGUUGUUUACAAGGCCGGAGAGUAAACAGAGAGAUCCUCCUCUCUGUUUACUCUCUGGUGGUUAAAACACCUGGAUGAAUAAUGAAACGGCGGCGGCUUGUAAGCCUCGCUGUGUGGCUGCGUGGCAUCUCCACAGACUGACAGCGUGCUGCAGCGGUUAGGAAGAGGAGGAGCCUCAUCCAUUAUUGACGGCUGGUGUUUGUGGGCAGCGAGGCGUCACGGCGGCCUGGAAAAGGUUUGAAACACGCCGCGUGUUUUAGCAUCACUGGCCCACAAAAACAGAUCCUGUAAAGCACAUUUUCCAGACAGGAGAUGAUCCGACUGCAGGAGCAGGAGGUUCCCGUUCGGCUCUGUGUGCAGUUAUCACCCGUUAGAUUAAGUCAGAUUCAGAGGAGAGGUUUCACUCUGACCGAGGUGUGGACUCCACUCAAACUUUAAUGACGAAAUCAAACAAGACUUGCAACUCGACUUGGACUUUCACAUCGAUGACUCCUGACUUUACUUGACACUUCUCCCCAAACCCAAAGAUUUAAAUGAAUGUUAUGAAGUGUUAACAUAAAACAAACAUAAAUUCUGUUAAUUUCCUCAACACAUCCCCAGAUCUACGUUUCAUUUCUCUGGACUGUCAUUGAUUUUCCAGCAAAAUACUAAAAAAGAAGCCUAAUAAUAAAUAAUCAAGUGCGGAGUGUUAGGGAUGUCUCCAAGCUGAUCGAUCCCUCUGAUCCGUGGUUUUUAUCUGGACGGUUACGUGUUGCUUAGUAAUCUAAAGCCAUGCUCAGACUGCAGCGGUUCUGCACGGCGUUCAAUUCUCCCGUUAUCCUGAGAUCAUGCAAGAAUUGGAGAGAGGAGACGAUGGCGGGAGGAGACGAUAGUGACGUGCGACAGAGCAGCAGCAGUGCUAACAGGCUAACAGUUAGCUCUGUAGCAGUACAGUGUGUAUGUGCUAACAGGCUAACAGUUAGCUCUGUAGCAGUACAGUGUGUAUGUGCUAACAGGCUAACAGUUAGCUCUGUAGCAGUACAGUGUGUAUGUGCUAACAGGCUAACAGUUAGCUCUGUAGCAGUACAGUGUGUAUGUGCUCACAGGCUAACAGUUAGCUCUGUAGCAGUACAGUGUGUAUGUGCUGCAGCAGCAUGUGUUCACUUAGCGCCCACAGUUUGUUUACAACAAGCACCGGACACUCUGUGUACAGUGAGCAAUGCCGGUUUGUUUACAAUAAGCGGCGGACGCUGUGCAGCUGAACAGUGAUUGGAUGACUGUUGGAAGGUGGGAGGUGUGUGUUAGAGGUUAUGGCCCUUCAUAGUGGUCCUGCUUCCAACAGUCCCACCAGUGUUCCUCCUCUGGGACCUCUGGAGGAACAUUGGUGGAUCAUUUGAUCCUAGCAUCCUGCUUCUGGCGCGUUCAUAGCGGAGACGAGACGUUACAGAGCCGUAAAUGUCCCGGCAUGAAUCAGCACUAUGAAAGGAGCUUCUCCAUCAUGUUAACGAAUAGGCCCACUUAGUUUAAACCAAUCUGACAGCAUCAACAGCUGAGAACCAAGAAGAAACGAAAGUCACGUUGCGCUGAAACGGCUUCACAUUAGACCAGGGGUUAAUCAUGACUUAACUAGGGCUUGGGACUUGUCAGUCUUGACUUGGGACUUGAGUACAAAGACUUGUGACUUGCUCUGACUUGGUCCCACCUCUAUCAGCUCCAUCCACACAGUGUGAGCAGCUCCUGAGCAGCAGGACGCUUCCACUGGGUCACAGAUUGAAAUAACCUGUGAAGGUUACGACAGCUCGCCCCCCGGAGAGUUUUAUUUACCGCGCUGUCGACAGGGAGCUAAAUUUAUCCGUCUAUUUCAGGGAGGGCCUCCAUGUCCUCCGAUGAAACCCGACGCCGUCUAAUUACCAUGUCAAACAUCAGCUCACGGUGUCGGAAAGCUGCAGAGUUCAGUGUUGAUAAGAAUGUAUCCAUAUGACUGUACGGCACAUUAUAUCCUACAUCGUGUGCAGAGAGAGUAUCUGUAUAUUUCUGAACGUAGGACUAGAUCACAUAUAC
Centropristis striata (black sea bass) is the source of this 5596-nucleotide messenger RNA. It is a transcript of the gene dgkg, whose product is annotated as diacylglycerol kinase beta. Gene Ontology annotation, cellular component: plasma membrane. Bases 549 to 3212 code for a protein of 887 amino acids. Gene Ontology annotation, molecular function: calcium ion binding; ATP-dependent diacylglycerol kinase activity. The record is from RefSeq and is a predicted model, not a curated record. Lineage: Eukaryota; Metazoa; Chordata; Actinopteri; Perciformes; Serranidae. The transcript has 27 exons. Gene Ontology annotation, biological process: lipid phosphorylation; diacylglycerol metabolic process; intracellular signal transduction.